AUGAUUAUAUAUCCAGCGCCACCCCCCAUAUCAGUCAAGAUGUCGUCCGGAAAGGUCAAGGCCAGCCAGCUCUGGAACAAGAACAAGGAUGAGUUGACGAAGCAACUCGGAGAGCUCAAGACCGAGCUCGGUCAGCUCCGCAUCCAGAAGAUCGCCUCUUCUGGCUCCAAGCUGAACAAGAUGUGCGUUUACCACUCCAAUCCCCGAUCGAGGUCCGGCGCAGAGUCUGGGAGGAGAGACAGACAGGAGGAGGAGGCCUCGGAGGAUCCGCGAAAGAAGGAAGGCAGAAGGGCUGACCGCCACGACAUCCGCAAGUCGAUCGCCCGCGUCCUGACCGUCAUCAACGCCAAGCAACGCGCUCAGCUCCGCCUCUUCUACAAGAACAAGAAGUACGCUCCCCUCGACCUCCGCGCGAAGCAGACCCGUGCUAUCCGCCGCCGGUUGUCCGCCGCCGACGCUGCCCUCGUCACCGAGAAGGCCAAGAAGCGCACCGUCCACUUCCCUCAACGCAAGUUCGCCGUGAAGGUCAGUCGAAUUCGAUAUCAGCCAUGA
Colletotrichum gloeosporioides is the source of this 552-nucleotide messenger RNA. RefSeq names its product 60S ribosomal protein L35. The record is from RefSeq and is a predicted model, not a curated record. Bases 1 to 552 code for a protein of 183 amino acids. Lineage: Eukaryota; Fungi; Ascomycota; Sordariomycetes; Glomerellales; Glomerellaceae. The transcript has 4 exons. Gene Ontology annotation, molecular function: mRNA binding; structural constituent of ribosome. Gene Ontology annotation, biological process: translation; maturation of LSU-rRNA from tricistronic rRNA transcript (SSU-rRNA, 5.8S rRNA, LSU-rRNA). Gene Ontology annotation, cellular component: cytosolic large ribosomal subunit; ribosome.